AUGGUUCUUAUUAAGAACAUAUUGAAAAACAAUUGGAAGAUCAUCCUUGGCAACAAAGAUUUGGCAAAGGUUGUAGGAAAUAACCCGUUAUUCACUUACAAAAGGAAUGACAAUAUUAAAGCUAUUUUAGAAAAAUCUAACUCACAAAUUCAGGCACACAAGGGACAAGGUGUUCCGAGUCAAGGUUCAGAAUUUACAACAUGUAGAGCUCCUUGCUCAGCUUGUGGACCAGAUGCGGACCACCUUACAUUCCAGUGCUAUAUCAAAUUAAUAUUUAAAUUAAAUGUUAUUAAAAGCUUGUCUGCUUCUUUGAAGCUUGACUUUUGGAAACCUCAUGAUGUGAGUCAAAUUGUUCCCAAUAUGGAUGUGGACUUCCAUGCUACAGGAGAUCAGGUUGCCAAAGUAGAAGAAUACAUGCAAGAGAAUGGAUUGGAAUAUGAAGUGUUCAUUCAGGACCUUCAGCAAACAAUAAACCAGCAGCUUGAUGCCAAGCCAAAUGCAAGAUUCAGUUAUGAGAAAUAUAAUACUUGGGAUGAGAUUGCUGCCUGGACUUCUGAGAUAAGUGCUGCAAAUCCAACACUGGUCACACGCAGCUCACUUGGAAACACUUACAAUGGACGUCCCAUGUAUUUGCUUAAGAUUGGCAAGAGUGGCAGUGGAAAGAAAGCAAUCUUCAUGGACUGUGGUUUUCAUGCACGAGAAUGGAUAUCACCUGCUUUCUGUCAGUGGUUUGUAAAAGAGGCUGUGAAUACAUAUGGUUCUGACAAGUCUAUGACACGUAUCCUUGACAACCUUGAUUUCUACGUUCUGCCAGUCUUCAACAUUGAUGGCUACAUAUAUUCCAAGACUAAUGAUCGUAUGUGGAGAAAGACCAGAUCAAAAAACAGUGGCUCUUCAUGUAUCGGAACUGACCCUAACCGGAACUUUGAUGCUGGGUGGUGCAGUGUUGGAGCAUCAUCUAACCCUUGUUCUGAAACCUACUGUGGAUCUGCUCCAGAAUCUGAGAUCGAGGCUAAGAACCUUGCCAAUUUCAUUCGUAAAAAUAUUUCCAGCAUUAAGGCUUACCUGACAGUCCAUUCCUACUCUCAGUUGUUGUUAUUCCCCUAUUCUUACAAAUAUGGACUUACUGCCCACAACAGUGAAUUGAACAGUAUUGCCAGUGCAGCCGUGGCACGAUUGACUAGUUUGUAUAAUACACGUUACACAUAUGGACCUGGAGCAACUACAAUCUAUCCUGCAGCUGGUGGCUCAGAUGACUGGGCUUAUGACGCAGGUGUCAGGUAUGCAUUUACCUUUGAACUCCGUGACACAGGCAGAUAUGGCUUCCUUCUACCAGAGUCUCAGAUCAGGCCAACCUGUGAAGAAACAAUGUUGGCAGUGAAAUACAUUGCUGAAUAUGUUGUGGAUCACCCAUACUAAAAUUUAAGCUGAACACAUUAAAAAGCAAGCUUGAUUCCUA
This is a messenger RNA of Protopterus annectens (West African lungfish), 1459 nucleotides long. RefSeq names its product carboxypeptidase B-like. The record is from RefSeq and is a predicted model, not a curated record. Lineage: Eukaryota; Metazoa; Chordata; Ceratodontiformes; Protopteridae. Gene Ontology annotation, molecular function: metallocarboxypeptidase activity; zinc ion binding. The transcript is spliced from 12 exons. Gene Ontology annotation, biological process: proteolysis. Bases 1 to 1419 code for a protein of 472 amino acids.